This is a messenger RNA of Prorocentrum cordatum, 405 nucleotides long. The record is from the annotation of a GenBank genome assembly. NCBI's taxonomy places the organism in Eukaryota, Dinophyceae, Prorocentrales, Prorocentraceae.
AUGAUUAGGAAGGCCUCGCACCCGUGCAUUGCGCGUCCAGAUUCGUUCUACAUGUGCGUCAUGGCUUCGGACGUUACUGAGCCCGAAGAAGCGUCGAUGCUGGAGCGGCGAGUGGCACCCUGGCCAAACUUGUCGCUGCAGUUGGGAGGCUCUGACGCGGUGCGUAAAGCGGGCUUGGAGGGCUCGAAGAUUCAAGGUGCCGUUAUUGAUUUCGAGAUUGCACGAAGGGCGAAUUUCUUCAUCGGAAGCGACGGUGUUUCCACGUUUAAGAUGGCCAUAAUAACAUCCCGGAAGUGUGCUGGGAUCCCGUGCAGUUUUCAUUAUGGUAGACAUGGGGGCAUCCGAGUAGCAGAUUUUAGCACCUAUACAGGACACAAGGGGCCGAAAGAGCAUUGGCAUAUCUGA